Messenger RNA from Dentiscutata erythropus, 402 nucleotides. The record is from the annotation of a GenBank genome assembly. NCBI's taxonomy places the organism in Eukaryota, Fungi, Glomeromycota, Glomeromycetes, Diversisporales, Gigasporaceae.
AUGUCAUUCCGCAAGAGUAGUUUCUCUUAUCAAAACGACAACAUAAAUGUACUCCAUAUUGGGCACAAUGUCGAAGCAAGGAUCGAAAGAAUUGAUGAAAAUUUUGCAAGUAUCUAUUUUGUGGAUGAUCACGGCUUGCAAGUACCCCCUCCAUCAAAUUCCGUUCUCAGGGAUACAACAACUAAUCGCAAUGUUCUUUAUCGUCGUAACGAAUUUCUUAUUUCGUGGAUUUGCAAUUACUCUUUUCUCCAAAAUGGCUCAGAAAUUUUUAGAUUGGAGAGACAAAAACAACAUGCGAUAAGUGGAGAGCCAAGCAGUAGAACAAGUUAUAUGAUCUCAGAAUUUUAUAUAUUUUUAUUAUUUCCAAAUUUACAAUUUGAUAGAUGUUUAGUUGGGAUCUAA